Molecule: messenger RNA, 402 nt
Organism: Pelecanus crispus (Dalmatian pelican)
Lineage: Eukaryota; Metazoa; Chordata; Aves; Pelecaniformes; Pelecanidae
Gene: TRIM16
Product: tripartite motif containing 16
Molecular function (GO): protein binding
Source: RefSeq, a predicted model, not a curated record
AUGCCUGACAAGAGUUUGUACUUUAGCCACUACUAUUUUGAGGUUGAGAUAUCUGGGGCUGAUGUUUACCUUGGCAUGACAUACAGAAGCAUUGACCAGAGAGGUUCAGAAAGCAACAGCUGCACCUUGUGGAACAACUUCUCCUGGAGCAUCCUGUGGAAUGGGAAAGGGUUUUCUGCAUGGCACAGUGAUGUGGAGAUGCCCUUCAAAAUGGAUGUGUUUGGUAGGAUAGGGGUCUACCUGAACUACCCCAGCAGGACGUUGUCCUUUUAUGGGGUCACCUGUGAUGACAUGACCUUGAUGCACCACUUUGAGUAUGAUUUUGUUGAGUCCCUCUACCUCGACUUUUGGCUUUUAAAGAAAGAAAACUGUCAGGAUAAUGUGACUGGGGGAAGGUGCUGA